Cyprinus carpio (common carp) is the source of this 3007-nucleotide messenger RNA. Its product is annotated as activating transcription factor 6 beta. Gene Ontology annotation, cellular component: nucleus. NCBI's taxonomy places the organism in Eukaryota, Metazoa, Chordata, Actinopteri, Cypriniformes, Cyprinidae. The record is from RefSeq and is a predicted model, not a curated record. Gene Ontology annotation, biological process: regulation of transcription by RNA polymerase II; endoplasmic reticulum unfolded protein response. Gene Ontology annotation, molecular function: DNA-binding transcription factor activity, RNA polymerase II-specific; RNA polymerase II cis-regulatory region sequence-specific DNA binding. The coding region runs from base 1 to 2139 and encodes 712 amino acids. The transcript is spliced from 19 exons.
AUGGACGUGACCGCGCGCCUCUCGAGACACAUCUACGCCGAUAACCUGCUGACCAGCGAGGACUGGGAGCUGGACAGUCGCUUCUACGCCGAUAACCUGCUGACCAGCGAGGACUGGGAUGCCUGUCUGUAUCAGUGUGAGGAUAUGGAGGAGGAUUUCCCCGGAGAGCUGAAAUAUGACACAUCGCUGGACAGUGACCUUGUCCUCACGCUGGACCCUGAUGACCCCACUUCACCCUGGAAGAACCUGGAGAACAACUUCACAGGUGAAGUGUCAGUCAUGAAUAAUUAUAUGACUAAAACCAUGAUGGGAGUAUUGUUGUUUGCUCACGCUGUCUUCAGUGCAGCUGAGCAAACAUUAGGACUCUUCCUGUCUUCUCUUCUGUCUCAGGUGACUGUGAAGAGUGAGAACCCACCCACUCCUCCGUACAUGUGUGGAGACGUGCUGCUGCCGCCGCUGGCCAGUGUGGAGGUGACCCUCUCCAGCAUCACUGCUCCACACCAGCCCCGGACCAUACAGACACACACCCUCAGCAGCCUCGACACACACACCACAGUGCUCUCCUCAGCAGCGACGCUGAAGGCCAGCAGCAUUCUGAGCAGCAAGCCCCUGAUCCAGCCCAAACCGGUGUGUGUGGCUCAGAGCAGCAGUCCGGCCAAAGCUCUCCUCCUGCAGAGCGUCCCCAUCCCAGCCAUGGAGCAGAACACCGCCCCCGGUGAGAUCCUCCGCCUCCACAGGAACACACCCAACACCUCUCAGUGGAGGAAACCACUGCCUCAGAGCCUAGAAAGCAAGAGCCUGUCACUUUAUUAUUACCACGCUGAAAAUGUGAUGAAGUUCAUAGUGUGGUUGCUGCCAGCUCUGCUUCUACACCAUAUGCCUGACAACCACCAUCACAUCUUCCUUCCCACUCCAUUUGUCCUGUCUCAGCCCCUGCUAUUGUUGCUAUUGUUCGCUGUUGUUAAAAUGGAGCCUUUGUCUCCCAGCAUGCCUCACUGCACCAGCCCCUCAGCCCCGCCCCCCAGCAAACCCAUCAUCCCAGCGUCCAGCCUGCCCGGAAACAGCUGCGCUGACAUCGACAUGAAGGUCUUGAAGAGGCAGCAGCGUAUGAUCAAGAACCGGGAGUCGGCCUGCCAGAGCCGCAAGAAGAAGAAGGAGUACCUGCAGAACCUGGAGGCGCAGCUGCGGGAGGCGCAUCAGGAGAACGAGCGUCUGCGCAGAGAGAACCAAGCGCUGCGGCUGCGGCUCGCCGGGAGAGAGGCCGCUGAGUCUGGCAGCAACAAGGGAGCGCUGUGUGUGAUGGCUCUGUUCCUCUUCGUCACCUUCGGCCCCGUCAGUUUGAGAGACAGGUCGCUGGAAGCUGGACUACAGGAAGCGGCUGCUCCGCAAAAACAAAACAAGAAGAAGACGUGGUCCGUGUGUGUGAGCCUGCGCUUGUCCUUCAGGAAUCAGAGUGGUGUGUUCGGUGACGUCAAAGACCUGCUCCUGGAGGACAUAGACAGAUACUUCUCUGACUGCAGACAGUUCAACCGCUCCGAGUCCGUCAGGUUGGCGGAUGAGCUGCGUGGAUGGGUCCAUCGCCAUCAGAACAACAGGAAGUCUGAUAGAAAGGCGAAGGUUGUGAAGAAAACUAAAAUAGCUCAGAAAGCUCAGCACAGAAAGACAAACUUCUCCAGGUACCUUCCAAUUCAGGCUCAUCGCUCCAUCGAAAGUCAGCUGCAGGUGCUGCCCGGGCCAGAGAUCAGCUACAACGACUUCCUGGACGCUAUCGACCGGCGCGAGGACACUUUCUAUGUGGUGUCAUUCAGACGGGAUCACCUGCUGUUACCCGCCAUCAGCCACAAUAAAACCACUCGGCCCAAGAUGUCUCUGGUCAUGCCUGCCAUGGCCAUCAACGAUUCGGUGUAUAACUCGUCUCAGGGUGGCUAUGAAAUGAUGAUGCAGGUGGACUGUGAGGUGAUGGACACCCGGAUCAUCCCAAUCAAGUCCUCUGUAGUCCCACCCUCCCUCAGAGACCCGCCCCCCACUCCACCCCCUCACCAUCACCACGGCAACCACAGCUCCCUGCGCAGCCGGGCCCAGCCCCUGCAGAGACGGAGGAGCGCGGGUUACCUCCUCAGCCAGAGCGGAUCCGACUGAGACGAGCCCACAGAAGACCACGCAGAGAUAGCACUUAUGCGCUGCUUCCUUCCUGUCCUGUUAGCGCUGCUGUGUUUGUUCCUCUAGCAUCUGCUCACUUUUUAUACAUGCGUUGUUGUUUUUUUUCUUUUCUUUUUUUUACAGAUUUUUAUUGAGAUUAUUUAAAAACGAUAUGCUUCUAUUGGAUGUGUGUGAUAUAAAUGUUCAUUUGAAUAUAAUUAAUGAUUUUGUAUGUAUUCUUGUCCAUCACAGUCACACAUUUCUGCAUGUAUAUACUGUGCUCUGUCAGGUCCAGUAAGAAGUUUCCCAGAGCGAUCUCUCUUUCUGUCACUGAACCUGAUGGCAGAGAUUGUUUUUGACGUAAAUAAUAAGAGAUUUUAGGCGGUCACGGAAUCUUCUGGCUGCUUCUGUCCCGAACCACUAACAGGACACAGGACAGAGGUGACCGCUAACAUCUCCGCUCAUGCUUCAUUUAACUCGAGGGACCGUUGUAAAGGAUGAGUUGUGAUGCACCAGCCGCUGAUAUCUCUGUUCAGCUCUCUUGUGUUCAGAAGCAGAGCCGAGGCCGGAGGUACGUCUUCAUCACCCAGACUUUCACAGAAGUGCUUUUCUUCUCACUGAAGAUAUGUUUUCUUGUCUCCUCCUCUGAUGAUUUGUGUGUCUGAAACUGUCCCAUGAUGACCUGCUCUAGCAUGCUUCUGUCAUCUGUGAUGGAGAGAUAUUGUAUGAAAUGUAAACCUGCUUUUUUACUUUAUUUAAAAGAGCUUUCAUAAGGAAAACACUUCUCUUAUUUUCUCUUCCCGUCUGUAUGAGAAUUUUGAACUACUGUCUGUAUUUGUAGAGGAGAAAAUAAAUUUGAUAGUGUGUA